This is a messenger RNA of Vitrella brassicaformis, 1685 nucleotides long. NCBI's taxonomy places the organism in Eukaryota, Vitrellaceae. The record is from the annotation of a GenBank genome assembly.
GAGCGAAGAGAAUGUAGCAUGGCGACGACAGAGGCGUGGAGAGCACGUUGAAGCCACAAAACGGCGCUCCGAUUCAUAGCUUUCGCGACUUGGGUGCACGAUGGCUGCCAUUGCCGCCGCCCAGGUGAGAGAAGAGGGAGCUACGGGCCAGGCAAAGCACGUAUAUCACGGUGUGACAAUUUGUGCUGUCUGUGUGUGGUUUGUCAUUCGGUUUGGUGCAGAUGAGCGCGGUGAUACGGGCACAGCUGCUGCCUCAGGUAGAAGGCUAUCGGAUGAAGCAGGCUCAGGUAUCAGCCAAACAACACACAUACCAACUCGUCCAUUCAAUGCAGUGCAUCCAAAGCUCACCGGCUGUCUUAUGUGUGUGUGUGUGGUGUGCGUGUGCAGGUCAAUAGCUGCAUCGACCAACUUCUGCAGAUGGACACCGCUGCUUCGAUGGCACUACUGGUGCGGCAGGCUGCCAAACACACCACAAAUGCCUCUGUGUGUCUGUGGAGUCCACUUUGCUUGGCGUUGCUCUCGUCGUGUUGAUUCAUUCGUCAGAUGGUGGCCAAGGUGAGUCGUCAAUUUGCUGCUGUGUCCGAGCUGCUGGCCGAGUUGGCAGAGACCAUCAACUCGACCAUCGCACUCACAAGACAUCGUCGCACACAGGUGAGUGAGUGAGUGAGUGAGUGAGUGAGUGACCACAGGCACGCACAAACACAAGACCCACACUGAUGUGGUGUCCACCUCUUAUGUGCUGUGUGCAUGUCCUUCUUUCUGUGUGCAAUCAGGCGCGCCGGUUGCACAUCUCCGACAUUCCCGCCAACCCCAUGAGCAUCAUCCUGGCACUGUCUGACCUCACCACUAUCGCCCACCUCAAGUCGACUACCCGACCCAUCGAAAAUGCCCUCCGGCCCAUCGUCCGCCGCUUUCGGCUGCCGAAGGCCAUCGAGCGGGCGGGGCUGGUCGGUGUGGUGGAGUUCGACGAUCAGCUGAGCCACGGCGAUGUGAUGAAGGCCAUGUGGGUGGUGGAGGAGGGGGGCGAGGGCGGCUGGCGGGAGGUGGGCGACACGCUGAGACUCUCGGAGCACUGCGGCAAUUGCCAGCUGCCGGUCACUGUGGGUGCUGGAGACCUGCAGACACACGCCACCAAGGCGGUAAACACGACAUAACAGAAGAGGCAAUGGGCGAGCUGCUGGAUGUGUGUUUGGAUGCAGGAUUUCUUGUCGCUGCCCCGUUUCUGUACGCAAUGGAUGCUCGUCGGCCGCUAUGUCGCCCUCCACCGCCCUACCGGCCAGCAAGACGGCAUACUCCAGCUGUUCCGUCACAACAACAACGAGCUCCGGAUCAUCCGAAACCAGCCCGGCUUCACCAUCACCAUCAACCCGCCCCUCCCCCUCCCCCUCCGCCCCGUCCAUCCCUUCUCGCAGCACCCCUUCGCCCACCACGCCAAGCCACACGACCCGCCCGUCCGCCACGGCAUUAUGUGGCAGCAUGGUGUGGGCUGGGGGACAUGUGGCAUCAACGACAGGGGCGUUAAUUCAUCGGCGAGUUCCAUGUUGAAGGAGGUGAUACUGGCUCACCGGCUGUUGACUGUGGGCGGCUUCACCGACUCGCCAACAGUGGUGGUGGUCCGGUAAGUCGAUGGAAGGCACGCAAUGGGAGGCCGAAUGGCCAUGUGGUGCGUUAUUGAUGUGUAUGUC